UCGGAUAGAACCCAACAAUUUAAUUUCCAUCUUCAUUCCGUCGUUUUACCCCCUCGAUUUCCGAAAAAUACUGCUCCAAUUCAUAUUGAUUCAAUUGUGUGGCAGCUAAAUUUUCCUCGUAAUAUUUCUUGGCCAGUGCUUUUUAGUUGAUUUGACCCACAUUUUUUUUCAGCCUCGUUUACAAAUUUCCUCUCGAGAAAAAGGCUGUAUCUUUAGCAUUCGAGUGCCUGGUAAUCUUGAGGGUUUUUUUUGUGUGUGUGUUGAAAACGGGCCCAGAAACCAGCGUUUGUUUUGUGCGUUAUUUCGUGAAAACGUUUCUCUCUUGUGUGCGGCUGUGGGUACCUAUUCUCUGAUCGGUAUUAACGUGUUUUUCUAAAAUUGCUCAUCAGUUUCCGUGAAAAUUGCAGCUAGCCAAGAAAAGUUGGGUCAGUGUCACACAUAGUGUGCCACACACAAGUUCUACACCAUACUAUUCCAUUCAGGAGACGAGAUUGAAUGCCACGGAAGAAAUCCUGGCGGUGCCGGGCGUUAGACGAGGACAUUUUCGAGGAUGACGAGGCCUCGGGCGGCGGGGAUGCGGGGGUGGAGAAGCCGGUGCAGCGGAACGCGGCGAACGCCCGCGAGCGGGCCCGAAUGCGCGUCCUGAGCAAGGCCUUCUGCCGCCUCAAAACCACCCUCCCGUGGGUCCCGGCCGACACGAAGCUCUCCAAGCUGGACACCCUCCGCCUGGCCACCAGCUACAUCGCCCACCUCAGAUCCGUCCUCUGUCUCCCGGAUGACGAGGACUAUUCUCCGCCUGACAAACCCUCGCAGCCUGUCCAUCCCUUGAAUUUGACUUGGCCGUACAGCUUCCAGUUCCACAUGAACAACGGGAGCAACAGUUCGAGUUGCUCGGCGGAUGACUGGAGGCAGAAAGAGCUCAAAAGCCGGGAGAGGGUCCCGGAAACCGACGUCCACUACUCACAGAACCAAGCCGCGGGCGACCCCUCCAAGUUCCGCCCGCACACACCGCCCGGGCCCGGUUUCUGCGCCUUCAGCGAUGCGCCCUGCAACCCCACGCACACCCACACUCACGCAUUCAAAUUCAAAAGCGAGGACAUGUUCGAGGGAAGAUCUCGCCGCUACGCUGAUGCAUACCCUCACCCUGUUUUCGAGCCAGCCAAACGGCUCUACUUGAUGGGCGAGGAGAAAAGUUGACCGCAAUAGACAGAACAGGGGGCGCCCUGUCGUGCUAAGGAAAAACGCCGUAUGAGCCUUCAGGCGUUGCCAAAUUUCCUUAAUAAAUAAAGAAU
Bemisia tabaci is the source of this 1292-nucleotide messenger RNA. It is a transcript of the gene HLH54F, whose product is annotated as basic helix-loop-helix domain-containing transcription factor HLH54F. Lineage: Eukaryota; Metazoa; Arthropoda; Insecta; Hemiptera; Aleyrodidae. Gene Ontology annotation, biological process: regulation of transcription by RNA polymerase II; developmental process. Gene Ontology annotation, molecular function: protein dimerization activity; RNA polymerase II transcription regulatory region sequence-specific DNA binding; DNA-binding transcription factor activity, RNA polymerase II-specific. The record is from RefSeq and is a predicted model, not a curated record.